AUGGAGGAGAAGGAGGAGGGCCGCGUGGCAACCGAGGUGGACUCGUCUUCCUCCUCCGCGCGGCGCCACCAGUACCAGCCAAGCUACUGUGUGCGGGUGAAUGUUGGUGCGGCGACUGAGGACGUGAUUGCGCGGCUAGUCACCGACGCCUACGUGCAAGAGGUGCGCGUCCAUUGGCUAGAUGGCGACAGUGAGCCUCUGAACUGCUCAAUUUCGGUGGCAGCGCUGGCGGAUGAUGCCGUAUACCUCGACUUAAGAGAUAGGCGGUCAGAAUGCUACUGCUGUCUGGUCCGCGCGGACUGGCCUCGAGACUGCCUUGCCAAAACUGCGUGUGGUGGCACGUAUGAAUAG
Messenger RNA from Beauveria bassiana ARSEF 2860, 351 nucleotides. RefSeq lists its product as uncharacterized. The record is from RefSeq and is a predicted model, not a curated record. The coding region runs from base 1 to 351 and encodes 116 amino acids. Lineage: Eukaryota; Fungi; Ascomycota; Sordariomycetes; Hypocreales; Cordycipitaceae. The transcript is spliced from 3 exons.